AGUCUUGGGCAGAGAUGAUGAUGAGGAUGGUGAUGAAAAUGGCACUGUGGCUUCUUUGUCUUGGCCUUGCUGUGCCUUACACUGCUGUUGCUGCUGCUGGACCAGGAAGCUGUGUGGGCCGUUGUGGCGAGGCUUUCAUCAGAGGCCAGCAGUGUACCUGUGACUUUGGCUGCCUGCAACACAAUGAGUGCUGCCCAGACUUCCACGCUACUUGCACCGCUGCUCAGUCCUGUCAGGGUCGCUGUGGUGAAGCAUUUAGGCGCGGUCUGCUGUGUGAGUGUGAUCCACAGUGCAUCAAGUACAACACCUGUUGUCCUGACUACCAGCUACACUGCGAUGCCAGUGUGUCAGUUUCACACACCAGGACUUCCCAGCCUCUGAGGGCUGCAGCUUCAGGAAAACGGAAGCUAGGGAGGAGCUGGAAAAAAUCCAACAGUGAGAGUGAGGAAUGGUACACAGUGAAGGCUCUCUGCUCACAGUACCCUGGGGGUCACUGUCCUGGUGCAAUGGGCCUCAAACCACUGACUGCCAGCCCCUCUGGUCCCGCCCUUCCUGCUGUUGUACCAACCAAUCUACUGCAACAUGGUGUGGGUAACAUCCCUGUUGGUCGACUGCCAGUGUCCAUCCCCUCCGCUCAUAGUGAAGUUCCAGCUUCACCAGCACCUGGCUCCUCUCUGCCCCGCUACAGUGCUCCAUCCCUGGACGGCAGUGCUCUUGUCAGUGCUGGUGAUGGAGCUGUUAAUGGCAAUGUCCACCUGCUGCUGUCGCAUGAAGGAGUGGCUUCAUCUGGGCCAAGUCAAGUAGUUCCAGCAGCAGCUCUCAGUGGCCCAGCUGGCUCCAGGCCCAGACCCAGCACUCUGCAGGAUGUAGCCCAAGCCUUGGGUCUCCCUGUGGUGGAAGGAGGAUCUGAGAGACCAGGGACAGGACUCCUUGCUGAUGUCAACCUAUGCAGUGAUUCUCCCAUUAAUGGACUGACAGCUCUCAGCAAUGGGACCAUACUGAUAUUUAAAGGUGAGCUGUUCUGGGCAGUGGACCCUGUCAGUCACUUAGUUGGUCGUCCACAGAGCAUCACAGACACUCUGGGUGUCCCGUCUCCCAUCGAUACUGUCUUCACACGCUGCAACUGCCACGGACACACCUACAUCAUCAAGGGAGACCAGUACUGGCGUCUAGAUGGGAACAUGGUGAUGGAGCCGGGCUACCCCAAACCUCUGGCCGCUGAGUUCCCAGGUCUGACAGGAAGCAUCAGAGCUGCACUGGCAGUACCAGCAACCACAAGUAGACCAGAGACUGUAUACUUCUUUAAGCCUGGAGACAUCAUGCAGACGUUCACCUUCCCACCAGGCAGCACUCCCUCCUGCAGCAUUAAACCAAGGAGCUCCUUGAACAGACGGCAGGCUGUUCUACUAAGUGGAGAGAUCAACAUCAAACUGUCUCUGAAGGGAUUCCCCACACCUGUCACCUCAGCUCUGUCCAUGCCCAGCCCUCUGAGGAGUGACCCAUAUGAGCACUACAUCUUCUCCGGACCACUCUUCUUCAGCAUCCAGAUUUUAGGUGACCUGCCAGCACUGGCCAAACCUGACCCCUUGGCAGUCCUCGCACCCAUGCCCAUCCUCAGCCCUGCUGUCAUGGCUACCAACACUGCCAACACGGCUGCUCAAAAUGCUAACCCUCCCCUUCCAGCCAACUCCAUCAGAGUCUGGCUGCGCUGUCCCUAGGGACAUUCUGAUAAGGUGACAGAGGCCAUGUUCUGGUCAUUUCUGCAACAGCACAGCAAGUUCUAGUGAAUAAAACGUGACAACAUACUAUUUCUUCUGAUACAUUCAUAUCAUGAUUUUCAAUUUAUAAAAGUACAUUUUUCAUGCAAUGUUGCCAAAGUUUUAGGGCCCCUCUCUUGCUAUCAAACCAUGCAACUUUCAACUACUAAAGACACAUAAGAGCUCAGUUCUACCGGAGUACAUGCUUUUUGAAAAGUUGCAUUUCCUAUGGUUGUGUAGUAGGUGGAACUAAUUCACUUGGAGGAAUUUUCAGAAUAACCUGUUACUUUGUUCAAGUAUAAAAAGUGUCAUCCAUUAUUGUGUUUAGGGCUGUAAUUAAUGAUUAUCUUUAUGUUAAAAAGUUAUUGUUGUAGUCAAUAAAUAGCCAAAAAAAAACCCAAAACAAAAUAAUUAAGAAAAAUAAUUCAAUAUAAAACUGACCCCAUGGACUAGCCAACUGUUAAGAAAAAAACAAACAAAAAAAACCCCACAUAUCGCUGCUACUCCUUAUUCAACU
This is a messenger RNA of Epinephelus fuscoguttatus (brown-marbled grouper), 2274 nucleotides long. It is a transcript of the gene prg4a, whose product is annotated as proteoglycan 4a. Lineage: Eukaryota; Metazoa; Chordata; Actinopteri; Perciformes; Serranidae. The transcript is spliced from 14 exons. The record is from RefSeq and is a predicted model, not a curated record. Bases 15 to 1718 code for a protein of 567 amino acids.